Parnassius mnemosyne (clouded apollo) is the source of this 4254-nucleotide messenger RNA. Lineage: Eukaryota; Metazoa; Arthropoda; Insecta; Lepidoptera; Papilionidae. The record is from the annotation of a GenBank genome assembly.
AUGGUGAUUACACGUAGUAACAACGGAGAAUCAUCGAAGCGUCGCAAGGAUGAACAAACAACCCAGGGAGCCACAGAAGAGGCCUCUGGGGGCGACUCAACCGCUACUGGUACAUCCAACACCACGAGCGAAACCACAACGGUCAGCGAUACAACCGCUACCUCUGUGACCGAUAACACGGCCGCAACGGAAGAAACCCAGCAAGAGAGGGAUCGAAGAUCGCAGCGCACACUAAGGUCCGACGAGACUAGGUCGCGCCGCUCCGUAGCCUCACGCAAGAGACUCCUUGCGGAGUUAGAGGCGAAAGAGUGGUUAGCCGAACUCAAGCUCGAGCAGGCUCAGUUGCAAGCAAGAACGGAAUUGCAAGAAAUACACGUGCAGCGAUUACAAGCAGAGGUCGGAUCAACCGAUGACGAAGAUGAAGAAAUAGAAGACGAUUUAGCAUCAGUACGCAUUAGUACAUGGUUGCUAGAAAAACCUACAUCGCAACCAGCGCCGCAGCCUGCGCCGCAACCCGCGCCGCACUUCGCAUCGCAACCCGCUCCGCAGUUUGCAUCACAACCCGCGCCGCAGAAAGAAGACAAUGGGCAGGCGCAGCAACAAAUCGACGUCGCUACCUUAGCCGCUGCUCUAUCACAAGCAGUACGAAGCACAAGGGAGCCGCCGAAAUAUGUGCAAGAUCUACCUACAUUCAAUGGUAGCAGCAAAGAAUGGCUCAGCUUCAAAACAACAUACGAAGAAUCUUCAAAGUACUUCACGAUGAACGAAAACAUAGCUAGAAUACGCCGAAGCUUAAAAGGGACAGCAAAAGAAGCCGCAGGUUGCCUACUUAUAAGCCAACCAGAUCCCAGCCUGAUAAUGGAGGCUUUGGAAAGGAGAUUCGGACGACCAGAAGCGUUAAUCCACUUGGAAAUAGAGAAGCUGAAGCUGCUGAAUAAAGUUACGGACAAUCCCAGGGAGCUAUGCAUAUUCGCAAAUCGCAUAGCAAACGUAGUGGGCACCGUGGAAGCACUCAAGAAAGCACACUAUCUGCAUAGUCCGGAAAUGACGCGAGUUAUCACAGACAAACUCACGCCUAUAUUGAGAAGCAAAUGGUACGACUAUGCAGCCAGAAAGAAAGAAGAUACCCCAGAGCUUAAGAAGAUAUCAAUGUUCUUAAAUGAUGAAGCGGACAAAUGCAGCGCGUAUGCCUUGCCGGAGUUCAUAGCAGAGGACAACGAGACGAGAGAGCGAAGACCAAGAAAAAUAGAACGUGCCUUCGCCACAAGCAAGAAACAAUAUGAAGAACGCUGCCCUCAAUGCAAACAAGAACACAAACUGCCCGAUUGUAAGUCAUACGCCGCUCUGUCCACAAAUGACAGAUGGGAAGUAGCAAAGAAGAAUAAUAUCUGCUACCGCUGUCUGCGAGGUAAACAUCGCCGAUUGCUGUGUAAAGCUCCACCGUGCGGAAAAGGCGGAUGCAUGAUGAAACACCAUAAAUUGCUGCAUCACGAUAGAACAGCAGAAAUUGAAAAGGAACCCGCUAUGGAAACCGCAACAUCGGCAAGGGAGGUCAUCACAGCGACUCAACCGUACAAACACCGCCGCGCUUAUCUAAAGAUUGCGCCCGUAACAAUAAGGGGGCCGCUAAGCUGCGUCAAAACAUACGCAUUAUUGGAUGAAGGAAGCACGGUCACCUUAGUCGAUGCCUCGAUCGCCGACGUCAUCGGCGCCGAAGGCCCAGCCCACGCAAUGUGGAUACAAGGGGUCGGCUCGGAGGUGAAACAUAAGAAGAGCAAGAUCAUCAGCUUUAAAAUAAGAAGAAAGUACGCGCAAGAGGAACACAACAUAGAAGCAGCGCGUACGGUAGAGCGGUUGGACUUCGCGCCAGAAUCCGUGAAUGAAAAUCACUUGGAGAAUUGCCAACAUCUGUUGGAUAUCAAAGAAGAUAUCACCUACGAACGCGCCUCACCGAAAAUACUAAUCGGACAAGAUAACUGGCACCUCAUAGUGUCUAGAAAACUGCGCGCCGGUCGUCGAGACCAACCAGUCGCCUCACAUACCAACCUGGGCUGGGCUCUGCAUGGCUGUCAUAGCUCAUUGACGUCGACGGUCACCUUCUGCGGCAGACUACAUCAGAGGGAAGAUACACAGCCGAUAGAAGAGGAAAUAAAAAAUUAUUUCAAAUUAGAAUCGCUGUGCAUCGAGCCAAGAAGACCGAAAGAAGAUCCCGAGCAACGAGCUAUGCAAAUGUUGAGGGAAACCAGCCAGAGGUCGGCGGACGGCAGAUUCGAGACAGGGUUGUUGUGGAAACAAAAGGAUUUCCAAAUACCGAAUAAUUACAAGGACGUGGAAAGGCGCCUGCACACUUUAGAGAAGAGGCUCGACCGAGACAGCAAUCUCAAGCUACAGUACGAAGAACGCAUACAAAACCUUUUCAACUCGGGUUACGCAGAGCGCGCGCCCAUGUCACCGCCGCAAGGAAGGACAUGGUAUCUGCCACACUUCCCAGUCAUCAACCCUGCGAAACCAGACAAGCCGCCGAGAUUGGUGCACGACGCCGCAGCGAAGACAGCCGGAAUAUGUCUCAACGAUAUGCUUCACUCGGGGCCCGACUUGUUACAACCAUUGCCCGGAGUAAUCAUGAGGUUCCGACAGUAUCCGUAUGCAGUGAGCGCCGACAUAAAAGAAAUGUUCAUGCAGAUCAAAGUGCGCAAAGAAGAUAGAAACGUUUUACGUUUCUUAUGGAGAGGCAAGCGGCGGGAGGACCAACCGGAAGAAUAUAGGAUGACAUCAAUCAUCUUUGGAGCGACAUCAUCACCAUGCACAGCAUUAUACAUAAAAAAUAAAAAUGCAGAAGAACAUGCAGAAGCAUACCCAGAAGCUGCGGUCGCCAUAAAAAGAAAUCACUAUAUGGACGACUAUUUGCAGAGCUUCCACUCUGUCACGGAAGCUCAGAAAACGGUAAAAGCAGUCGAUCACGUCCACAAACAAGCGGGAUUCGUACUCAGCGGGUGGACAUCGAACGAAGAGAAAACAAUAGAAGAAAUAACGACAGAACAUAAACAACACGACGCGACCGUGAGCCUGGGCGGAAAAGAAACUGAGAAGACGCUAGGGCUGCUCUGGCAUGUACAAAGCGAUCAUAUUGAAUUUGAUACUCACAAUAUGAAGAUGCCUGCCGACGUAAAAGAAAAACAACGCUUGCCAACUAAACGUGAAGCGUUUAACAUCAUAAUGGCAUUAUUUGAUCCGCUGGGAUUAAUAUCACCAGUGACCACCCCAGCGAAGAGAAUAUUCCAAGACACAUGGCGUUACAAGGCGGACUGGGACGACCCUCUGCCCACACAAUUAAAAGAAAAAUGGGAAGACUGGAUUACUUCACUUAACGCCAUAGAACUACUGAGAAUACCGCGAUGCUACGAUUACAACCCGGUGUCGACGCGCCAACUACACACGUUCGUCGACGCAAUCGAGGAGGCCUACUCAGCAGCCGUGUAUUGGAGAACGGAGCGAGCAGACGGCAGCGUUAACGUAUCAUUGGCUGCCGCCAAGAGCCGCGUAACACCACUGAAGCCAAUCUCCAUACCACGGCUCGAAUUACAAGCAGCACUGCUGGGACCUCGUCUCGCGCAGACCGUGGUCGAUGAGCACGAUGGUGAUAUAGCGGGCAAGACAUACUGGUGCGACUCUCGUACAGCACUGGUAUGGAUAAGAUCGGAGCCUCGCGCGUACAAAGCUUUCGUCGCUCAUCGCCUGGCGGAGAUAGAGGAUACGACCAAGAAGAACGAAUGGCGUUGGCUACCGUCUAAAGAAAACGUAGCAGACGACGCGACCCGAUCCACGACAGAAAGAUUCCACGAGUCGCACCGGUGGUUCCGAGGGCCCUCGUUUCUGCAACGUCCACCAGCAGAAUGGCCGCAGGAAGAGAAAACGACACAAUACGACACCGGGGAAGAACGAGAAAUAUGUAACAUCGCAGUUAAAAGGGUAGACUCGCCAACAACACAUCUGCCACAAAUAGAAAGAUUUUCAAAAUGGAUUCGCCUCAUAAUGGCGACAGCGAGAGUCCUCCUAUUCAUCGACAUGUGCAGACCAAACAAACACGUGGUGAAGGCUGGGCGUAAACGCAACCGAGCAAGACAAGAUAGCGACCCUGGCUGGCGAAGAACAAACAAACGCAACAUCCCCGCCAAGGAGAAAAAGGCAACUCCUACUGUCUCAUCCCUUGUAGGAAUACCGGCCGCUUAUCACGUAAGAGCCGAACAACUGUAG